CAUAACCCUCCACACCUUCUCUAACCACAAACAACAUCCAUACACACACUCUCACACACACACAUAUAUAUAGAGAUAUCUCCAAUUUCAUUCAAGAAGCUAGCCCUAACAAGAUGAACAGAAAUAAAGAUUCACCUGCAUCGCAGCGCAAGAAGAGAAGCACGAAGAAGUGUUUGUGUUAUAUUGUUGCCGGUGUCAUACUUCAGACGGCGAUUAUCUUGUUGUUUGUACUCACUGUGAUGCGUAUCCGGAACCCUAAAGUCCGGUUUGGGGAUAUCACGGUCGAAACCCUCUCCGCUAACUCCUCGUCGUCGUCUUCUUCCUUCAGCAUGAAACUUCAUGCACAAGUUACAGUCAAGAACACCAACUUCGGCCAUUUCAAGUUCCAGGACAGCGUUGCCACCAUCUCCUACAGAGGAUCUCCAGUGGGUGAAGUCCUUAUCGGGAAUGCUCGCGCUAAGGCUCGCUCGACAAAGAAGAUCAACGUUACGAUGAAUUUGAGUUCUGCGAAGGUAUCCAUGAAAUCACAGUUGGGUAGUGAUAUGAAUUCUGGGAAGCUGACUCUGACCAGCCAAGCCACGCUGAGUGGGAAGAUACAUCUGUUUAAGAUCAUCAAGAAGAAGAAGUCUGCGCGGAUGAAUUGUACCAUGGAUGUGAAUACAAAGACAAAAGCCAUAGAGAAUUUGAAGUGCAAGUGAUAUAUAUGCCAAGCCUUUAUUAUGCAUUUAUUUUAUUUUAUUUUUAAAGAUGGGUUUGAACUUCUAUUGUUGAAAGUUAUUAAUUUUUCCUUUUUCUUU
This is a messenger RNA of Cornus florida, 797 nucleotides long. Its product is annotated as late embryogenesis abundant protein At1g64065-like. The transcript has a single exon. NCBI's taxonomy places the organism in Eukaryota, Viridiplantae, Streptophyta, Magnoliopsida, Cornales, Cornaceae. Bases 114 to 698 code for a protein of 194 amino acids. The record is from RefSeq and is a predicted model, not a curated record.